This is a messenger RNA of Hyphopichia burtonii NRRL Y-1933, 1730 nucleotides long. It is a transcript of the gene CHT3, whose product is annotated as Cht3p. Gene Ontology annotation, cellular component: extracellular region. Gene Ontology annotation, biological process: carbohydrate metabolic process. Bases 152 to 1651 code for a protein of 499 amino acids. NCBI's taxonomy places the organism in Eukaryota, Fungi, Ascomycota, Pichiomycetes, Serinales, Debaryomycetaceae. The transcript has a single exon. Gene Ontology annotation, molecular function: chitinase activity. The record is from RefSeq and is a predicted model, not a curated record.
UUCAAUAAACAGCUUCCCAACUACUGUCAUUCCUUGAUACUCUCUCAACCCUAGUCAUUCCUUACACUCAAGCUCUAGUCAUUCCUUAAUUAUAUUUGUCACUCCCUAAUUUAGUAACUCCCUAACUCAGUCACUCCUUCUUAUUUUCAAAAUGAAUACUCAAAGUUUUAUUCUACUUAUUUCUUUUCUUAUUAUCAAAGUUUUUGCUUUCGAUGCCUCUUCCAGUAAUAAUGUCGCUGUUUAUUGGGGUCAGGAUUCCUAUGGUAGCGAAGAAAGUUUAGAUACUUAUUGUGAAUCCGAUGAUGUUGAUAUUGUUCUUUUAUCUUUCCUUUACAACUAUCCAAAUAACUUAGGUUACUCUUUUUCAAGUAAAUGCUCUUCAGAUUCUACUAGUGGAUGCCUGGAUGUUGGAUCUUCAAUUAAAAAAUGUCAAUCUAAUAAUAAAUUGGUCCUUCUCUCUUUAGGUGGGGCCUCUGGUAGUUACAGCUUAUCUUCUGAUCAAGAAGGUGAGGAUUUUGCUGAUACUUUAUGGAAAACUUUUGGUAAUGGUGAUGGCGGUAAUAAACCAUUUGGUGAUGACGUUUCAGUUGAUGGUUUUGAUUUCGAUUUGGAAAAUAAACAACAAACUGGUACUGCUGCCUUAGCUAAAGCUUUAAGAUCUAAAUUCGAUGAAGAUUCCUCUAAAACUUAUUAUUUAUCUGCUGCUCCCCAAUGUGUUUAUCCAGAUGAAUCAGUUGGUGAUAUCUUAAAAGAAGCUCAAAUUGAUUUUGCUUUCAUUCAAUUCUACAAUAAUCCUUGUAGUUUAGAUAAAUCUUUCAAUUGGGAUACUUGGACUGAUUUUGCUUCCAAUGAUUCUCCAAAUAAAAAUAUUAAACUUUUCAUUGGUUUACCUGGUGCUUCAAGUUCUGCUGGUUCUGGUUACAUUGCUCCAAAUCAAUUAAGUGGAAAAAUUACUAGUGAUAUCAAAUCUAAUAAAAACUUUGGUGGUAUUUCUCUUUGGGAUGCUUCUUCUGCCUUUGGUAAUAAAGAUGGUGGUAACACCUUUGUUUCUUCAGUUAAACAAGUUCUUGGUGGAUCAAGCUCUGGCUCUAGUUCUGGUUCUGGAUCAAGCUCUAGCUCUAGCUCUACUUCCACUUCUGCUUCCACUUCUGCUUCUACUUCUGCUUCUACUUCCACUGGAACUACUGGAACCACCAGUUCUGCUAAUACUAAUGCUGCCUCUUCCACUCAAGGUGCACAAGGUCAAAGCCAAGGUCAAAGUCAAAGCCAACAAGGACAACAAGGUCAAGGCCAAAGUCAAGGCCAACAAGGCCAAGGUCAACAAGGCCAAGGUCAACAAGGCCAACAAGGCCAAGGUCAACAAGGCCAACAAGGUCAAGGCCAACAAGGACAAGGUGCAGCCACUUCAUUGGCAGCAGCCGCUACUACCUACAACGGUGGAGCUUCUCAAACUGCUCAAGCAUCGCAAGGUGUUCCAACAACCUUGAGAACCAUGACUGUCACCAACACUCAAUACAUGACCUCCACUGUUCAAGGUUCUCCAACCACUCUUGCAAGUACAUCAACCAAAACUUACGAUGACGGUAUGUACAAAGGUAAUGAAUAUUAUAUGACCCACAAAAAUGACAAUAACGGUCAAUGGAAUCAAUAGAUUUUUUAUAAUUAGCAUAACCUUUAUACGAUUUUCAAAAGUUAGUUUCAUUUCUCUUCUUUUUUGUUUAUGAAUUAUG